Molecule: messenger RNA, 8247 nt
Organism: Centropristis striata (black sea bass)
Lineage: Eukaryota; Metazoa; Chordata; Actinopteri; Perciformes; Serranidae
Gene: gria1a
Product: glutamate receptor, ionotropic, AMPA 1a
Biological process (GO): modulation of chemical synaptic transmission; synaptic transmission, glutamatergic
Cellular component (GO): AMPA glutamate receptor complex; postsynaptic membrane; dendritic spine
Molecular function (GO): AMPA glutamate receptor activity; transmitter-gated monoatomic ion channel activity involved in regulation of postsynaptic membrane potential
Source: RefSeq, a predicted model, not a curated record
AAAGAACGGAAAAUUGCAUGCAAACAAGAAACAAGACAAAUGAUCUUGAUGCAUUGCGGGGGGAAAGCGCCGUUUUAAGAGGCAACAUUGUGGAUUGACACUGAGGCUCAACAGCUUUUGGAGACGGGCGUAUUUUUUGCAGUGCGGUUAAUGCUGAAGUCAUUCUCCCGUCUCAUACAACAGCAGCCAAGGACAAGGGAGCAUCAGCAGAGAGAGGGAACAGAGGAGAGAGAAAGGUGCCUCCUCCUCUCGCCAUUUGCGAUAACUGUCUCGGUGUUGACUCGGUGUCGGUGUCCAUGCUGCUCUAACAAGGAGGCGAUAGGAGUGCUGGAUUUAACUUCACACACGGACAAACCUAUGCUUGGAUUUCGGCUCUUUUUCCCUUCGCCAAUGCAAAAGGAAAUAUGCAGCGAAGCUUCACCAUUCUCUACACCAGUUUACUGGGGAUGUGCUUGGGAUCAAGCUCAAGUUUUCCAAGUAACAUCAAUAUAGGAGGAUUGUUCCCAACCGAAUCGCACGAAUAUGAGGUUUUUCGUUUCGCCCUGUCUCACCACCAGGACAUCCCCAAACUGGUGCCGCAGGUGGAUAUGGUCAAGAUGGGGAAUAGCUUCUCCAUGACAUAUGCCUUUUGCUCCCAGUUCUCCAAAGGUGUGUACGCCAUCAUCGGCCUGUAUGACAGGAAGACGGUAAACAUGCUCAUGUCCUUCUGUGGCGCGCUGCAUGUCUGCUUCGUCACGCCGUCCUUCCCCAUCGAGACGGCCAACCAGUUCGUCAUCCAGCUGCGGCCUGAGCUGCAGGACGCUCUGGUGGGAGUGAUCGACCACUACGGAUGGACCAAGUUUGUCUACAUGUACAGUUCUGACUCAGGGCUGUCAGUGCUGCAGAAGGUCCUGGACACGGCAGCGGAGAGGAACUGGCUCGUGACUUCGGUCAACGUGGAGACCAUGACGGAGGCCUCCUUCUUGAAAGUGUUCCAGGAUUUGGACAAGAGGAAGGAGGGCCAGAUUAUCAUCGAUUGUGAGACCGAGAGGCUCACUGGCAUCCUCAAAAAGAUUGUUGAACAAGGCAAGAAUGCAAAGAGCUACCACUACAUCCUGGCUAACCUGGGCUUCCUGGACAUCGACCUGACAGACCUGAGGAAAGGCGGGGCCAACAUCACCGGCUUCCAGCUCGUCAAUAACUCUGAGCCCAGCGUGAGCCGCGUCGUCCAGCAGUGGCUGGAGUUUGACAACAAAGACUCCAAAGUGCCCAAGAGUGGACUCAAAUACACAGGCGCUCUCACAUACGACGGGGUGAAAGUCAUGUCCACAGCCUUCCAGAAUCUAAGGAGACAGAGGAUAGACAUCUCUCGCAGGGGCAACGCUGGAGAGUGUCUUGCCAACCCACCAGCUCCCUGGGGACAGGGCAUAGACAUCCAGAGAGCCUUGCAGCAGGUCCGUAUAGACGGAUUGACUGGUCACAUUCAGUUCAAUGAGAAAGGCCGCCGAACCAACUACACUGUUAGCGUCAUGGAACUGGCCCCCUCCGGACCGAAAAAGGUCGGCUACUGGAACGAAGAUGAAAAGUAUGUGACUACUGCCAGCUUUGUGAGAGGCAGCAACGACACUUACGGCCUGCAGAACAGAACUUAUAUUGUCACCACUAUCUUGGAGUCACCAUAUGUGAUGCUGAAGAAGAACCACGAACAGCUUGUGGGAAAUGACAAGUACGAGGGCUACAUUGUCGAGCUGGCUGCAGAGAUAGCCAAACAUGUGGGCUACCAGUACAAACUGAAGGUUGUUUCAGAUGGCAAAUAUGGAGCCAGAGACCCGGAAACCAAGAUGUGGAACGGCAUGGUGGGAGAACUGGUGUACGGGAAAGCAGAUGUGGCUGUGGCCCCUCUGACCAUCACCCUGGUCCGUGAAGAAGUGAUCGACUUCUCCAAGCCCUUCAUGUCCCUGGGUAUCUCCAUUAUGAUCAAGAAACCCACCAAAUCCAAACCUGGUGUGUUUUCAUUCCUGGACCCGCUGGCAUACGAAAUCUGGAUGUGCAUUGUGUUUGCCUACAUUGGCGUCAGCGUCGUCCUGUUCCUCGUCAGUCGAUUCAGCCCGUAUGAGUGGCACGCUGAGGACUACGAGGAGGGUGGUGAGCCGCAGACGCCCACCCAAGCAUCAGCCUCCAACGGGGUGCAGCAGGGCCAGACACAGGCACAGCAGAACAGCAACCAGCAGAGUCCUGAGCAGACCAAUGAGUUCGGCAUCUUUAACUCCCUUUGGUUCUCCCUGGGCGCCUUCAUGCAGCAGGGCUGCGACAUCUCACCACGCUCUCUGUCUGGCCGAAUUGUUGGAGGCGUCUGGUGGUUCUUCACCCUCAUCAUCAUCUCAUCCUAUACUGCCAACUUGGCUGCUUUCCUGACGGUGGAGAGGAUGGUGUCUCCUAUAGAGAGUGCUGAGGAUUUGGCCAAGCAGACGGAAAUCGCCUAUGGAACGCUGGAUGCCGGCUCCACCAAAGAAUUCUUCAGGAGGUCGAAGAUCGCCGUGUUUGAGAAGAUGUGGUCCUACAUGAAGGCGGCUGACCCGUCCGUGUUUGUCAAGACCACAGAUGAGGGCGUGAUGAGGGUCAGGAAGUCCAAGGGCAAGUAUGCCUACCUGUUGGAGUCCACGAUGAACGAGUACAUAGAGCAGAGGAAACCGUGCGAUACUAUGAAGGUGGGAGGAAACCUGGACUCUAAAGGUUAUGGCAUCGCCACGCCCAAGGGCUCCCCUCUCAGAAACCCAGUAAACCUGGCAGUGUUAAAACUGAACGAGCAGGGCCUCUUGGACAAAUUGAAAAACAAGUGGUGGUACGACAAGGGAGAGUGCGGCAGCGGGGGCGGGGACUCCAAGGACAAGACGAGCGCUCUGAGCCUCAGCAAUGUGGCGGGAGUCUUCUACAUCCUGAUCGGCGGCCUGGGCCUGGCCAUGCUGGUGGCGCUGGUGGAGUUCUGCUACAAGUCCAGGACCGAAUCGCGCCGAAUGAAGCAAUCCAUCAACGACGCCAUGCGCUGCUCCACCCUGACCAGGAUGAGUGGCAACGGAGCGGCGGAGAGAACGGACGAAUCCUCACCCACGAUCCCCAAGACCGUUCAGACGCUGCCCUGUAUGAGCCACACCGCCAGCAUGGGACUGGGUGCCUCCGGCUGUGAUUAUCACAUGACUGUGCUGGCGGCGAGGAAUAGGCAGGGUGGGGCAGGAAAAAAAGAGCACAAGACUCUAAUGAUCAAAAUCAUGGCUGUCUGGUUUGACCCAUCUAUUCUCCCGGCUGUCAGCGCGCCCGACUUGAACAAGACUUUACCUACUGCCAAAAUGCACUCUCAAACCGCUCCUUACAAACUACGAACAGAGACUUGCAACAUUUUUUUUAAUAAGUGGAUGUUUGCAAAAGAGAUAUGGGGAAAAAAAGAAGGGAAAUGUGCUGCAAUAAAGAAGCGGGCGUGUUUUUGAAUUUUUUACGGUGUUCAUUUGUGUGGGGAAAAAAAGAACUUUAUUCUUCAGUGUGACGCCUGCGCUGUGCCAUUUCGAUGGAGCUGUUUGACGUUAGUCUGCGUGUGCAAUAUCUUCACCUCCACUGCUGACCUUGUACUACCUAGAUGCUUUCUGAUGGCUGACGAAACGUGUCUUUGCACAGAUGUGGCAGAGGAGGACAAACACUUGUGACUGCUACGAUGAUUUAAUAUUGUUUUGGGACAUUCCCGCUCUCUUUCACUCUCACAUUUACACGCCAUUUUGGAAGGACAAAGUGCUCCGUGUAGCAUAGCCAGUUUUUAUGAUAUAGUAUAUGGUUUACACUGUUGUUGUAAGAGCUUUGUCAAAAGUAGAUUGAUUUAUCCUCGACUGAAGGUUAACGCUGUGUAAAUCAGCAGCUGAACAGGCUACAACAAACAUGCAUUGCUGCUACACCUCAUUUAACACAUCAUGCCUUGUCUUUGUGCCAUAUGACCAUUCUCACAAAAUGCACACAGAAACACUUACUGGGUCAUAUGUUUGACCAACAGAUAAAUAGAGAGUUUUACUAUUUAAUGAUCACAAAAACAGUCAGAGGGCAAAUUCAGAAAUGCUCACUUUGACCCGAGAAAGGUGAUAGAAUAGAGAAAAGACACAUUACUCUGUGGCUAUGUACAGUACUGAGUGACCUUACACUGUAUUCUACUGUUGUGACAUUCAUAGCAUAUCCAUUGAUAUACUAGGGAGUCUAUCCGCAGCACAUGUCAUAUAACAAAGAUCGACAAAUUCAGAUAUAAUCUGGAGAAAAUAAUCCUCAAACUAUUGUUGGAGCUGUUGCUGCAUAUUUUACUCCCUCCUGUGAUGUAUUUUCAGCUCUAUUCAGUUUUAAUGAAAUGGGCAGCACAGCUAUUCACUCUCAAUUCAUUGAGAUCCCCUGCAGAUUGUGCAUGGCCUAGAAAAGGAAAGUUGGCCUCCUCUUGCUGUUGCUAGCUAGCUCAGGAAGGAGGCGGGAUUAAAACACUCGGUGUGACUGACAGAUUCACAGUUACUUUUAUCUUUGUUUAUUGGAUAUCAAGGUUAUGUGGUCACCGCACUGCUCGGCUGUAGAGUUCUCCCUUUCAGAUCAUGUAAAGGAAACAGAAAUCAGAGUGGCAGGCCCUGAACAGUAGAGGGCAGAGAUGACAAAGGGCAGACAGAGAGUCUGAGUUGGGCAUGUUGGCCUUAAAGGAAAAAUCCACCUGAAGACACUUCAGUACUGCUAACACAAAAUGACUAUUGGUGAUGUACUUUGCAUUUCUUGGCCUGUUUUGUCGGUUUGCGGAGUAUUUUACAUUCUCAUGACUGACCAGCAUUGACAACAGCAGAAUAUUUAAAGGACAUGGUUAUAUAAACUCGUGAAAGGACAUGAUAACAAUAUGUCGGGUGUCCUGUAUUUCUGUGAAGCAGUGAGGAUUUGGCAAUAUUUAACACAAAAUGUGAUGACAGUUAUCAGGUUGCCGUAGGCCACUGUCAAUCAAACCUGAUUAAACCUACUGCACCCACACAGUCCUGAUAAAGCUGAUUAGUUCUUAAAUGUUAAACUCUUAUUGAAUAACACUUGCAACAACAACAAGUCUUCACUGUGCAUCUUUCAUGAUAAAGUUUCUGCCUUUUAUUUUUGUAGUGGAUUUAAUACUUUCUGAUUUCCCUACCCUGCCACUCAAUCAACCUUGAUUCCUACAGAUUCACAUACUCAAUACAGCUCAAAAAGCAUAGUUUCAUUUGUAAAAUAUGCUUAGUAUUUUCCUAAAAUGGCCAGGUACUGUAGGUUUAACCAAGUGUCACUCAAACUGGAAUAAAUAGUGAAUUUGUCUGAGACUAUUUUCAGCAGUGGAUUAAUACACAUUUGGUGCUUUAGUAACUUUAUAUAUAGCAGCCUGACGGUGUGGGAUUUACUAAAAAAAAAAAAACGGUGCCCAUAUUUAUGAUAAUGAGGGAAAAUGUCAGCCAGUGCAGCACCGGGGCUCAAGGAUGUGUUUUUAAUAGUCAAUCUUAGUAAAUGUUAAAGAUCCCCAUAGAUAUUAUUGGAUGUUUUACAACCUCUAACGCUGUGUCAGCCACUGCCAGUUACAGGCUAACAAACAACAUAAACUAGUAAAACAUUUAAUGUUCACUUUCUGUUCUGGUAACGCCAGCUAUUUGGUGCACAACAGACUCCUCGUCUGAGUCUGGAGGCUCAAACAUGCAUGACUGAAUCUCUCCUACAUUUCCUCUUAAGUUUCAUUCAUGCUCCCUUUACGUACAAAAGUUUCAAACUUCCUUUACAUUGGUAUGGAUGUCAAGAAACAUAUCCACUAGAGGGCAGGGCUGCUCAGAGGCAAACAUGGCAACAGUUGAGCUUGUAAUAAUGUACCACUUUGCACCAUGUGGACAGAGAUAGUUUUAUUUUUUACUAACAUCACCUAAAAAAAUUACCCGUUUUUAAAAAUUCUUCUUCUGAUCCUAUGAUUGUGUCUUGCCUAAACUGUUACAGACAGAAGGCUCCAUUUACAUAUCUCACGAUGAGCAUUACUGAUCUUUAACACAUCUCACUGGUCAAACUAGAUGGCGGUGGUGGCAUAGACUGCAUAAUAAUAGUGGACUGAGUCACUGUGAUGUCAGCAUAUGGUUUGUGGACUCUGGAUUUGAAGUCUCCAGUUUUGCUUUUUGUCCAUCUCUAACUUGGUUUAUGGCCGUUGCCAAAUUGUAUUUUUGCAACCAGCACAUGCACAGAACAGCGCAGGAGUCGGAACGACACUACAACACUAACCAAGCUAGCUAGCUAGGUAGCUAGCAAAUGGCAAUUGUUAUUUAAACUACAGCAAACUCCUUAGAGUUUCUUUUAGUCCAACCGAACACUGAGCAAGACAUUUUUAGAUGACCAAAAUGAUGUAGUUAACUUUGAUUAAUUGAAAACUAACUGUGAAAGGGUCAAAGCUCAAAGACGGGCUGUGGUCGCGACCUGUCAAUCAUAAGUAAGCUCCACCCUAAAGCGUAACCUGCUUUAUCGUCUAUUUUACUCUAAGUGGGACCAUAAUUUGCAAAAUAAACAUCUUGCUGUAUUGAAGACAUGACUAUAAACUCAUACUCAAAAUGCAGCUUUCAUGCACUUCUGCAUUGGCUUCACUUUUCAGGCCCAGAGGUUGCAGCUUGGCGUGGCAGAGACCAAAUCCACAAUUUAUCAGUGAGGGGGGGGAAGAGUAGAUGUGCUUCCAACCUGUUUUCCAAGGUGUUCCAAAUAUCAAUCCCCGCAGACAUUGUUGGUUUUAGUCUUUUCAUGAGAAAUAUUCACAAUAAGAGAGAAACUGAAUGUUGCCAGCCUUAUCUUUUCAACUCAACAGUCUGAGAGGUGAAAACUGUCAAAGCAGGAAAGAGACCAAAAGCAGUUUUUCACAGUGCAUCACAGCCAGAGGCUAUGUAAAGGGUACAUUCUGUGCCUUCUUCCAACACGAGCAUCUUUCCCUCUUACCUCUCACUUUCCCUCCCCCCACCUACACAGAUAUUUCACUGCAGGGUACAACAAUUUCAGAUACCUGGAUGAUCAGAAAUAGGAAAUCUUUCAGUUAAGUCCGAGCAGAUGAAGCAGGUUGGGAAAAAAUGGCAACAUAAGUCCUGAAAUGCACUGAACAUCAUCAUCAUCACACAUGGUCGAUAUAUCUAAGAGUUCAGCAGUGCCCAAAGGUGUGAUUUUACUUUAAGGUGACUGGAAGGUUGUUGCUUGAAAUGGGAUUUUAACUGCUGCUGGAUGCCAGAGGUCAGCUUUAGAUUAUGUACCGCACACUCCAGCUGACCUCUCGUUUCACAGCAGAGGCCAAGCGCCUGUACAAAGGCAGCACUCAUCCCCUGCUUCCACUGCUGGCCGUGUAUUAGUUUUCUUCUCCUCUGAGUUUCUGCUUUAAAAAAAAAUACGGUACCAAAUCUAAUGUAUGACCUCUCUUUCUCUACAUCGUCAUACAAGCAAGAAAAAUGGGCAGUCAGAGUUUACUGAAAUCAUACAUAUCUCCACCUAUUAUGUAUAUAAAAGGCUUUUCUCUUCCCCCGAGUGAAAAUGUUUGUUCUCCUCCCAAUCAAGCCUCAGUGUACCUGAAUUAGUUACCUACCGCGUGAGUACUUUUCCUUUCUUCCCUCAUCUAUGCGUCUUCUUUUGCUGAUGUUGUAUUAAUUAGAACACAGCACAGCACUCUUCAGUGGAGGCUUUACCUCCAGACAGAUGUUUUAUAUGCCAUAACAGAUUUGUAAAAAAAAGAAGAAAAAAAAGACACUAAAUGUUUGUAUUAUAAAGGAGAGUCGGGGUGCCGGAAAAGUGUUAUACACUUUGAUGGUUGUAAAAAUUAAAACACACACACACACUGAUGUUGAAUAAUCUGUAGACGCUGAUGUUGUUUAAAGCCAGUUUUGAGUUAAUUUCAUUUUAUUUUGUUGCAAUUUCAAAAAGGAUUUCCUGUUGGUGUUUUUUAAGUGCUUGAAAUUUAACACCAUUUAAAUAUUUCUUUGUCGUUUUUCCUUUUUCACAGUAUUUUAUUACUGGAAUCUAAUCAACAGUUUGUUCAUCAGAAACAUCAUUAUUGUUGUUUUUUUAAACUAUGGCAAGGGUGUUACUGAGUUUUAAAAUUAAAAUGAUGGUCAAUAAAUGGGUUCACAGUAUAAAAAAAGUAAAUAAUACAACUAUUAGGAACCAGACUUUUGAGAAAUAAACGUUUUUUUCUAACCAAAGUGUCCUGGAAGGAAGUCAUCAUGCUUUUGUAACUGAAUAAAGGAAUAAACUAUG